Fonsecaea multimorphosa CBS 102226 is the source of this 1236-nucleotide messenger RNA. RefSeq lists its product as uncharacterized. The coding region runs from base 1 to 1236 and encodes 411 amino acids. Lineage: Eukaryota; Fungi; Ascomycota; Eurotiomycetes; Chaetothyriales; Herpotrichiellaceae. The transcript has a single exon. Gene Ontology annotation, molecular function: oxidoreductase activity. The record is from RefSeq and is a predicted model, not a curated record.
AUGGGAGUCCAACCAGACGCUGUGGAUUUUCUGUCCUUGAGACUCCCCAAGUUGACCCUGCAUGACUUCCCGUACGCAUGGGCAAUAGCCAUUGGCCUUCUCGGAUAUCUCGCCCUUGUUCGAGCCUUGCGUUUCCGUGCCCUGCACAAGCUGGAACGCGAAUAUGCCCAUCUCCUCAAAGACCCUUAUGUCAUGGACUACAAGGCAGCACACAAGAUCAUGCACCUGUCCAUGCUCUAUGACUUCCCCUUCAUAUUCGCCUUCAGUGGGCAAUUCUCACUCCUCAAGACGUUUGCCAUCGCCUCAGGUACCGAGCUGCUCGCAAAGACACGUCAACUCAGCAGUUGCCCGAACGUUGGCCGCCGCAUCAAUGACACCGCUCUCAUCACGACCGAGUUUGUCGUUGGCUCCAUGGACAGCGAGCGUGGAUCGCGGGCACUUGCAAAGAUGAACUGGAUGCACCGGCAGUAUGGAGACAAGAUCACCCAGCCGGAAAUGCUCCACACCUUGGGAGUCAACGUCUUGGAGGCCAUCCGCUGGGUCAACACCUACGAGUGGCGUGAGUUGACGUACUUGGAACAAGUGGCCAUGUUCGUCUACUGGAAGGAAGUCGGCAACCGCAUGGGAAUCAAGGACAUCCCGCCCACCAUCGAAAAGAUGGCAGAAUGGAGCGAGGAGUAUGAGAAGACGGCCAUGGUCUAUUCCGACAGUAACCGACUCUGCGCUGAUACUGCAGUUGAAUUUUUUCUCAAACAUGUUUCUCCUGGCAUGCGGGGCUUCUUCCGAAAGGUCAUGAUGGCUUUGCUUGAAGAGAGAACGCGGAAUGCGUUGGGAUAUCCAGCAGCCUCACACACCAUGGAAGUCCUUGUCUAUCGGUUCUUCCGCCUGCGUGCCUUUGUGGUCCGCAACUUCUUCCUCCCCCGCAUGCGACCGAUUGAUCCCCUCGCCAAAGCGGACAAGAAAUCUGGGCGGCUUCACCCGACGAAACAACAAAGUCUUGAGCCUUGGUACGUCAAGGACACGGCGUGGAAUAAACUCUCGGCCCUACUGUCAGGAGGCUCUCAAUACGUUCCUGGUCCAAAGUUCAAGAGCGAAGGCUACCUGCCCGAGGAGCUCGGCCCUGCAAAGUUCGAGAAGGUCUCGCGUGAUCCGGUCCUAAAAGAAGCAGAGGCCUUGAGGGCAUAUGCAGCUGAGGGAGGUGCCACAAUGAUUGGUUGUCCUUUUAAAUUUAACUAG